ACCCGAAUUCAGCCAUUUUAUAGAAGGGUUUACACGUCUAAAGAAAGCGUAGUCCAUUCCAACGUAACUUUUUAUUGCGUUGGAAAAUUUAACGGUAAUAUUAAUUGUAUUGACAGUGUUGCCAUCAUCAUUUAUAAAGUUAAAAGCUUAAAUGACAUUUACCGACAUUUCUAACAGUUCGGCACUAGGAAAAUAUUUUAAACCGUAUUGCCGUCUGUUAUAUAAUAAAUUGUUGUAUUAUUAUUGAGAUUUCGUUGACUCGUUUACGCUUUAUUGAGCAUUGACUGGAUUUGAUUGUUAAUUAUGAAGCAUAGUAAGAGCAAAGAGUAGUUUAAGAUUAUGUCUAUUAUUUCCGACAUGAAUUACACAUUAAGUUAAAGACCUCAUUUACAUUCAUUGUUAUGAUUCAUUCAUGUCUCAUAAUUUCAGCCUAAUUAAUUCAUUUUCAUUCAUCUCACCCAUGCCCAUACUAAUACAAGGCAACAUAUUAUUAUUAGGAACUCGCCUGUAUUAGAAGCUAAUUGUUUCAUGAACCCAAUGCAUUUCACAAGGUUCUAUGUCUACAUGUCCAUUUACUAUACUAUAAUUAUAUUAUUAAUUAUUCAAUUCAAUAUUUUUGCUGUGGCGGAUGUGGUGAUUGAACUUGAAACUCUUAUUUUCUAUAGGCAUAGGCAGUAAAUUUGCAGUUGAGCUAUUGUAGGUUAAAAGAAAUAAUGCCAACCUAUGUCCUUCAUUCUCAACAUUGAUCUUUUUUUCUUGUUUUGGUUUUAUGUCAAAACACAGAUCUCAGUGGCCUUACAGAUUUGUUUAGAUUAGAGGUCUUAAUUAAAGGAAAAUGGAAGUAUUAUUUAAACUUUUAGACAUCAAUUAAAAAUAUAUUUACAAUCAUUGUUUCAUUUUUAAUUCUGUUUAAGUUGCUGACCCCACAGCAAAACCAUCCACGACUCCCUUUUGCGAUUCAUGAGUUGGGAACUCGUGUUCAAUAGGCAUGACAUGACUACUAUGAAAAAGUUCCAUGCUAUGUUUACUAAAUGUUGAUUUUGUAACUUGCACAAAAUAAUUAUAUCUUUUUUCUUUAAAACAUUCUUUAUAAAUAAUUUUUGAAUUUUUAUUUGUCAGAUUACAGCAGUUUCAUACCAGAGUUUAAAAUGUUUCUUUGGGAUUAUUUUUCAUCCAUUCUUAAUUUUUUAGGUAAGUAUUUUCCUAUUUAUAUUUGGAUCUUAUCUUGGCCUAUAUUGUCUAUUUCCUUACCAGGCUUAACUUAAAGGCUCAAAAUGGUAUUUAAAAUGGAUGUUCAAGUUCCUAAGUCAAUGAAUGGGUGGCAAAGUUCCAGUCAUGAAACAUCAUGAGUGGAUAAAGUUUCUUCCUUUCAGACUUUCAGUCUUCAUAUGUGUAGAACCAGGUUUUUAAAAAUUCUACUUAAAGCUGUAGCUGUUGUUGAUUCUAUUUUAAACCAUCUUAAAGGACCUGUAGGACCAAGUCAUUACCAUACAUGAUUACUUAAGACUUAAUUUUUAAUAUUGGUUGUUAAAUGAUUAUCAUAUUUCCAAUUAGGCACCUAUUAUAAAAUCAUUUAUCAAUUGUUUUUUGUUGAAAAAACAUAUUGAAUAUAAAUAGUUGUAUAAUUUUUGUUGGGACUAUUACUACAAAAAAAAACAACACAAAAUAAAAAACAAAUUUUAAAAAAAAUCAUUUAAUGAAUACAAUUUUUAAAUAUGGUAAGGUGCCUGAUACUCAACUUUAUGGGCACUAUCGUAUAGUGUAGAUGUACUUUAAAUAAUUUUUAUUUAAUGGCAGCUGUCCAUGAAUCAUAAUCAAAUACAAUGUUGGUAACACUGUUUUGCUUGUAUAUUAAUAAUUUAUUGUAAACAAUUAUUUUAUGGUUUCUAAACUGGAUUUGUUGGCCUUAAAAUACAGCUUGCUGUGUGAAAUUAGUAACUGUGACAAACCAGGUGUAAUUGAUAUCAUAAUGCAUUGGGUAACAGUGUUGUUUUGUCAUAGUAAUUGUCAUAAAAAACAGAUGAUUUUGAAUUCGAACAUUAGGAAUGAGUAACUAAAUAUCUAGAAUAUGUUUAAAAUCAGAUAACUUAAUCUCAUAUUGGGUUUGUUAAAAAAAAUUAGUAUUUUAAUUUGUAACAUCCCUAUUUUAAAUAAUGCAAAGUAAGGUAAAUAUUAUGUAUAAUAAUAAUAUGUAUUAGUUAGUGAAAUUUUAAUAUGUUUUAUGCCUCAAUGUUAUUGAUGGUAAAAUGUCUGAUAAAGGUUUUGGGCGCAAGGCCGGAAAGCUUAUCCUGCUGGGACUGGAUAAUGCAGGGAAAACUACUUUGUUAGGUGUUCUUAAGGAAGGGCACAUUAUUCAGCCUGUACCUACCCUUCAUCCGAGUAAGUCUUGUGGGACUGCUCUCUGCAUGUAGAAGAUGAAUUAUCAUGAAUAGAAUGUCCACAACACAUGCAAGGAUGUCCAUUUUGUUUGCUGUGCUUUUAACUCUAAUGUUUUAGGAAACAGUAGGCCUACAUGUUAAAGUUAUGGCUUUUCCAGCAUUCCUCAACUCAAACCACUUUGUGUCCAUUGCUUUUUUUGCUCAGCCUGAGAAUCAGUUGAUAAAACAAUCUAAAUGCAUGCCUGUCUUUUCAGUAGAGUUUUUGUUUUCUCCCUGCUUAGGUUUAUGGAAGAAAUCGGGUAAAUUAGUUUUCCUGGGGCUUGACAAUGCUGGAAAAACAACACUUCUUCACAGAUUGAAAGAUGACAGAAUGGCACAGCAUGUUCCAACCCUUCACCCAAGUAAGUUAUUAACCCACAGCUGUUUUAAUUUCUAUAAUAUGUAAGUUAAACCAGUGGUUCCCAACCUGUGCUUUAGAGAGGCUUAGCUGCUGACACCCCCUUCCCACACACAACACACAUACCACCACCCCCACCCCUCCCUCCCCCAAAUUAAGGCAAGUCAUAAAGAGCCCCCAUAGAAAUUGAUUCUGAAAAUGUCUUUGUGAGUCAAAAACGCUGGGAUGCACUGAAUUAAGCGAUUCAAUUAUAUUUUUUUAGCAUGUUCGAAGAUGAAUAAAAGCAUUUUAGAAUUUGUUCCUUUCAGUGCUAUCUUAUUUAGAUGUUUUGAGCUGUUUAGAUGAAAUAAUAAUUUGAAAAUAUCUGGGAAAUGACAUAAGAUAUUUUGCAUUAUUCAUUUUUAACUGCUUUUGACUGAUUUGAUUUUGUUUCUUAACAUUUUGAGUAUUUGCUUGCAAAUGUUUGAAAAUAGCAAUGGGAUUUAUUUAACAAAGCAUGUCUUUUAACAAAUGUGACAUUCCUUAGCAUUCAUGUUUUUGGUUUCCAGAGUAAAUAAUUUUAUUAAACUAUGUUAUGUUUAAUACUGUUUGCAGUUUAAAUGUUCAAAAGUUAAAUAGCUUAAUUAAUGAUUUUAAAAAUUUCAGCCUAUUUGAUUUAUAAGUAUUGUUAUUUAAUUCAAAAUUAUAUAAUUAUAUUAAUCAGUGUUGAUAUCACUACUGGCUAAAUUGUUUUAAAUGAAUCUACUUCUAAUAAUUUUACAGCAUCUGAAGAGUUAUCCAUGGGUGGAAUGAAAUUUACUACUUUCGAUCUUGGUGGCCACAGACAAGGUUAGGGAAAUUUAAUUGAAAGAAUUUCAAAUUGUAUGUUUGCUCAGUUCUCCGAUUUUCUUUUUGUCUAGAUAUAUAUUUAUUUUUUUUAAUUUAUAGUUUUCAUUCAACUUCCAAUUUAUCUUUCUUCUUUUUCUCUAGCCAGGAGAGUUUGGAAAGACUAUUUCCCUGCAGUGGAUGGUAUUGUAUUUCUCAUUGAUUGCCAAGAUAGGGGUAGAUUUGUAGAAGCCAAGGCAGAAUUAGAUGUAAGUUUAUAUUAGUGCACAAUAACAUUUGACUUUAUAAAUGUAUUGUUUGUAAAGUCUUAAUAAAACUUGAUUUUAAAAUAUUUUAAUUACUACCAUUUUAAAACCUAAACAUGAAACACAGACAGGCAGAAUAAUACCUUAAUAUUGUAACAUUAUAUUCAAGGUAGUAAAAUUGUUGUGAACAAGACACAUGAUUAUAAACAAUAUCACAAAUAUUUCCUAAUUAAAAAGCCAAAGAGUGCUUAGCCAGGAGAUUCUUUAAAUAGUCUGACAAUCAACUUUUGUUUGUUUUACAUAUACUCUUACCUUACAGAUUUUUACCUCUUUUACAGAAUUAAGUAGUAUGUGCCUUAGAUUAGAAAUGUAUAGUUAAAAAGUAUUUAAAUUGUAAAUAUUUGUUUUACAGAGUUUAUUGACAGAUGAACAAGUAGCUAAUGCUCCAAUUUUGAUACUUGGAAAUAAGAUUGAUAUACCUGGUGCUGCUAGUGAGGAUGAAAUUAGGCAUUGGUUUGGACUUCAGAAUUUGACUACUGGAAAGGUAGGUAUGGCUUAGAGACUAAGUAAGGCACCCAAUUUUUUAAAUUUUAAAUUGCAGAAUGUCUAGUCCUUUUUGAAUUGAUGAACUUUUGGAUAAUUUUCAGAGUACACUAUUGUCAUAAAUUUAAAAUAUUUGAAUGUCUUAACCCAAUAACUGCCAGAUCCGUUGGUACUUAAUUAGCACCGUAACCGCCAAAUCCAUCCACUUGACACAUUGUUGACAUACUGCUGUAUAGAAAGCGGAAAUAACACCAUUUAAAUGAAAGUCUCACAAGAUAAAAGAUGAAUGGAGAUUUCUUCCAUUUUUUGGUAAUUUUAUCUAAUUGAGGAGUAUUCAUUAUUUUAAUAGCAGAUUAUUAUUUUAUUGUUAUUAUCAUGGGUAGUCCAGUGCUUUGUCGUAGUUUGAUAUUUACAAAUUAAAUUUUUACAAAUUAUUUCUUAAUCUAUCUACGGUAACUGGAGUUGCUCCCCUUUGGCCUGGAUUUUUAAUUGAGUGCCCAGAAUUAUUGAAUGGGUUAAAAAAAAUUCUUGCCAAAAUGUGUUAGUUUCCUUUGAUUGUUAUGGCCAAAUUAGGUUUUAACCCAAGAACUGUGGUCGGCUGAAAAAAUCGGCAGACAUUCUCGUUCUGUACUAUGGCGGCCGAUAAAAAGCACUGCCUGAUAGCCCAAUCCAGUAUUUAACCAGAAUUAUAGCCACUUCCUUUUAUUAAUAAUUAAAUCAUCUUCCGGUUCAAGCUGUUUCUUGAUAACUUAAAAAUAAGUAAUUUUUAAUCAGAGUUUUAUAUCACUGUUUUUUCUAAAGCUAAAAUGGAUGACGCUAUUGCUGGGCCUGCAGUGCAAGAACUAAUAGAAAUAUGUUUGAAAGCUUUUUAGGAGAGGUUUUAAGUGAUACUGAUGAUGAUUUUAACAAUCCCCAUGACGAUAUCAGUUGAGAUUAUUCUUAUCGUGAAUUUUAUACUAGUCUUAGUGAUACUGAAGUAGGCCUACCGAGGCUAAUGUUAGACUUGGAGCAAGGCCCGGAGGUUGGGCAAGGACUGACUGAAUUUUAUCAGAGAAUCUACAGAUUAUAGUUCAGAACUAAUAAAUUUUACAGUUAAACAACCCAAAUCAGUUCCACAGUUCCUUUUUAAAUGUCUACUUGUCAAUAAUAACUAUUUUGCCUGAGAUGAUGUAUUUUGUACUUGGUUUUAGCAGUGGUCCCCAGUUUCUUAUAUAAAUGACCUAAAAUUGCUUUCAGGUGUUUAAUUGCAAUCAAAACCUUAGCAAACUAUACAUUUUGUGAAAGAUAAAUAAAUUGGUUACAACAUUUAGGCUUGUGUUUUAAGUAUCUAUAAAAAUUAAUGACGUUAUGAGCACUUGAAAUCAAGACAUUUUGUCGAUUUUUUUUUUCUUGAGAACUCCAAGGUCAAGGAGACUGAGCAAAAUUAUUUUUUUACGGGAUGGGCAAUAUGGCUAACUUUAUCCCCAUCCAUUUGCCUUUCUAAAAAUAUAUACUUAUUUGGGGUCUUGUAUCAAUAUUUCUAUGUCAUUUAAUGCAAUUUCAAAUGGCACUCAAAACGCUCUGAAAAGCUCCACACCACAGAAUAAUGCAUGACACAGUUUGUGGGUUAUAUAUACCAUAAGUCAUAAGUCUCUAUGUUGGCAGGCAGAAGGAAUGCCAACAUGAAAAUCUGAAAUAUAUUUAAAUACCAGUAACUCAAUGAUUUUUUUUUAUGGGAAAUCAAAAGAUUGACAUGAAACAUUGUGACAACAAAUCACCAGUUGAUAUUUCUCUUUCAUCUUAUUAGGGGACAGUAUCGAGAAGUGAGUUGCCAGGCCGUCCAAUGGAGCUGUUCAUGUGCAGUGUACUCAAACGACAGGGAUAUGGUGAAGGGUUCCGCUGGCUUGCACAGUACAUCAAUUGAUGAAUGCUGGAGUGUGUUGGACUGACAGCAAAAGAAUGACAGUGAUAGAAGAGGGAAAUGAUGCAUGCAUGAAUGGGACAAAUGUCUGAAUCCUUGUGGAUUAGAAAGGGUGGUGACUGUGUGUACAUACACAGAUUGCUUGUAUAGAUGUUGUGCCUGUGAUUCCCUAACUUGGUUUUAAAAUUUCUUUGCUGAAUGGGGGAAUGGCAAAGAAAUAGUAGAUGCUGCCAAGGGCAGAUAACUAUUAAUUAAUCAGUAGUGCUACCGCUCCUCAUACUCCCCACUCCCCUUUCCUCGCCCAAGUAAACUUUAUGAUCAACUUCUAUUUUUAGAAGUUUGUGUGUGUGUAAAUUUUAAUUCAUUCUCAUUUUAGAGAUAUUUUUGUUUUUGACACUUUGUUAUUGGUAAACCUCUACUGGUGAAGUUCAACAAACAUUAUUAGUUGCUUACUCCCACCAAACUAAGCUAGUUAUUGCCCUUGACAGUAUGUCCCUAUCUGUGGACCUCUACAUCUGUUUGUUUUGUUUAUUUCUUUGGUAAAGCUGGGUUUAUUUCCACCCACUUGACCCUUCUAGAUUUAGUCAAUUUUUAUCCUUUUAUGUGGAUGCAUCCUGGGAAAGCAGCGAGUGAUAAAAUGUCUUUGUCAAACAACAUUACAAUUGUGAUGGUUUAAUGAGAGCUUGGCAUUAAUCUUUUUAAAAUUCUUGACUUAUUUUUAAAAAAUUCAUUCUUACAAUGAUUUGCAAAUGGAAAAGAAAAUCACCACAGUGUGAGUAGAAGUGAGUUAUAUCCCUGGAAGUGUCCACAUACCAUUUCUGUUCAUAAAACAGCUAAAAGGAGCACAGUAUACAAUCAUUUUUUUAUAUGGAUUGUUUUCCUGCAAAUGUUUUGGAAAGGUGAAGUGUUUGUAACAGCCUAAGAAACUCUUUCUUCUUUUUUUUGUUUUUCAUUUUUUUAAAAGAAAAGAUGGUAGGUAAAUCAGAUGUACAUAUGUUAUAUAAACAUGUCCUACCCUUUCCCACAAACCAUUCAGAGCUCACAAUUUAAGUUUCAUGUUGAAUAUACCUGCAUGGUCUCAUCUAAAAACAAUUAAGCCAUAGAGUUGGAAUUCUGUAUAGGUCAUUGGUUUAGAGCGGAAGAUGCCUUGAUCGGUUUGGACGUCACAGCUACAAAUACAGGCUGCUUCGUGUGGCGUGCUUAUGACUUUUUAGCUGAAGGAUUUAUCCAGUCACUUUAUAGCAAAAAGCUUUUGACCAUUUUAAAGUAUAUAAAAAGAGACAUAUUUUGUAUGUUUUUAUUUUUUUUCUCUCUUUGUAGCAUCAACCAGAUAAUCAGCAUUACUGCUAGAUUAGCCCAGUUUUCAGUUUUAUAUCUGAACUUUGUUCCAGUGGUAGUUUUAAAAUAUCCUUGGAUGGUAUUUAUUCCUAAACAUAGCGCAUUGAAACUAAACUGUGCUAGUAGUUGAGAUAUUAAAUUAAUUUAUUUGUGUGGUUGUUUCUACCACAUACCAACACUUGAAUAGUUAAAGAAAAUGUUAAAAUUGGUGAUAAUGUAUUAAAAUAAUUUUUAAACCAAAUAAAAGGUGUAAAGUUUUGUUUUUUUCUGAAUUUUUGUUCUCAUUUACACUAGAUUGUGGAAAUUUGAUUCGCUUUAACAAUAAUUAACUUAUGAUGAAGCUCUGUAGUGAUAUCAAAAAAUUGUUUUCAUUUCAAAAUUAGCACCGGCUACAAAUUUGGACAGAAUUGUUUUAGCUAAAUGUUUACCAUAAUAUUGUGGUUGCAUUAGCAUAAAGAAUUUUUAGAUUCUUAAUACCGGUAUUAUUAGAUUCUUAAUACCGGUAUUAAAAAUUAUGGUAAACAUUUAGCAAAAGCAUUGACUUUAACAACUUUAUUGCCUUAUUUUAUUAUUAGGCAUUCUCAUUAAGUGUUUGGUUUGCCUUGGACACACAAAAGUUACUACCAUGGUUAUACAUCUUGUGUAAUAGUAAUACUACUAUACUACUACUAUUAUAUUAUAUAGUUGUGAAUUUGAAUUAAUGAAAAAUCACUUAUACUAAAAUAUGAAUUUACAAAAACAAAAUUGUGUAAUUGUUUUUGUCAUUGAUCAUGAGUCAACACAUUAUAAAUACAUUGACAGUUAAAACAACGUG
Messenger RNA from Lymnaea stagnalis (great pond snail), 8440 nucleotides. The record is from the annotation of a GenBank genome assembly. Lineage: Eukaryota; Metazoa; Mollusca; Gastropoda; Lymnaeidae.